This is a messenger RNA of Octopus sinensis (East Asian common octopus), 1297 nucleotides long. RefSeq lists its product as uncharacterized. The transcript has 2 exons. Lineage: Eukaryota; Metazoa; Mollusca; Cephalopoda; Octopoda; Octopodidae. The coding region runs from base 51 to 785 and encodes 244 amino acids. The record is from RefSeq and is a predicted model, not a curated record.
UGGGUAGUAAAGAAAUAGAUAUAUUAUAAAGUAUCAAAAGGAUAGCAAAAAUGUUUAAAUUUCAAAUUGUCCCCAAGCCUUCACAUAUACCAGCCCCCACACAAGUAAACAUUCCCACUCCACCAACUGCGGUGCCGGCCCCUGAACAAAAUACUUCAAAAUCCCAACCCUGCACACACCACCCAAACAAAAACAAAAAUACCCGCCCCCUUAUUGGCACCGAAAGGAAAACGUUUAACCCUCUCGGACGACACCGUGGAUGUGGCAGAGGAGGGAUAUUCUGUUGUUACGCGGAGGAGAACAUUGGCACCAUCGCCAUCCGUACAAAAAAAAUCAAAGAACUAGCACCACAGACAGAAAAAAAGACCCCGCCCAAUGGUCCCAGAAGUAGAAAAAAACGAAUGUUAUCCGAGUUCGAUACUCAAAAUCAACACAUAAACGAAACUGUGACAUUACACCCAAAGACGAGAUUAUAUGAUAUGCAUAAAGACCUCAAAAAGAGAUGUGUCUUGGUAGAAGAAACCUUAUACAGGCAACUAAGGGAUAAGCAUUCAACGACCAUCUGGAAGAUAGUCGAUUUACCAAAUUAUUUAAAGAAGGAGGAAGGAGGGGUUGACAAGCUUGCAGUGAGGUCAGCCCCAACGUCACCCGUAAAGAAUAUGGUCACCAGAAACAUUGACUGGACAGGUAAUAUGAACUUCAUCAGCGAAAAGGCUUACACAUUUCGGACGCAGAAGACAUCUUACUCAUUGCCGAAACCACAGAUCAGCUACAGACCAUGCUGACAGAGUUGGACACUCAUAGCUCAGCAAGAAGCCUUCAAAUGAACCGAGUGAAAAUAAAAUACAUUCAGCCUUACAAAGUAUCAGAAGGCCGAAUAGAAGUAGGGAGCAAUUAUAUCGAGGAGGUAAAGGAGUACGUCCACUUAGGACAGACAGUGAGUAUGCAACAAGACAAACAUUUUCAGUAUGAGGUUAUCAUAUGUGUUAAAAAUAUAUCAGCUAAAAAGGCCUUAAAUAGCGCACAUAUUCUUUUCCUUUAUUUUUUUGCAUAAUCGUAUGAAUUCUCGUGUGUAGAACACAAAUUCGCAAACAUUUUUUUUUAAAUUCCAAAAAAUAAAUGAAGAUUCGAUGGUUUAUAUAGCGUCUGUAAAGCAGAAUUUCGCCAAAAUUUCGUUGUUUAUAGUUGACACAUGCUGUCACGCACAAAAUGACAGCUUCCAAAUCCUGUUUUAUGAUUUAAUAAAAAUGAUCAAACUUUAAACCUCAUUUUAAAAAAAUGUUCUCAUAAAAGUGAA